UCAGUUCUGUAUUGAAAGCGGAGUGAAUAAACUCGUCUAAGUAAAUCGAAACAAAAGAUUCUUUUUUGAAAUUCAUAAAGUUGAGAAUUUUGUAUAAAUUUGUUGAGUUCGAAAGUAAAAAAAAUAAAAAAUCGAGAAACAUGGUGAAGAUGAAUAUCACUUCAGCAGCCGGCAUCAUUGCCCUUUUGGAUGAGCCAAUGCCCGAAUUGAAGAUUUUCGCAUUGCGUAAACUUGAUAACAUCGUCAAUGAAUUUUGGCCGGAAAUCUCCGAAUCCAUUGAGAAAAUUGAAAUGUUGCAUGAGGAUAAGGGAUUUGCUCAUAGCAAUUUGGCAGGUUUGGUUGCAUCGAAAGUCUUUUAUCACUUGGGAUCAUUUGAGGAUGCAUUGACCUAUGCCCUUGGAGCUGGUGAUUUAUUCGAUGUGAAUGCUCGUUCCGAAUACGUUGAAACAAUCAUCGCAAAAUGUAUUGAUUUUUAUAUUCAACAACGUGUGGCACUCAUUGAUUCGCAAGACGCAAAGCCAAUCGAUCAACGUCUUGAAGCCAUUGUGAAUCGCAUGAUUCAACGUUGUUUAGACGAUGGACAAUACCGUCAAGCUCUUGGUAUUGCAUUGGAAACCCGUCGUAUGGAUAUUUUUGAGGCGGCCAUUUCUCGGUCCGAUGACAUCAACGCAAUGUUGGCCUACGCAUUCCAAGUAACAAUGAGUCUCAUCCAAAACCGUUCAUUCCGUAAUACCGUCUUGCGGUGCUUGGUCAAAUUGUAUCGUGGAUUGGCCGUGCCAGAUUAUGUGAACAUGGUGCAAUGCUUGAUUUUCUUGGAAGAUCCAUUGGCAGUCGCCGAAAUUCUUGAUAAACUCACCACCAGCAACGAUUUAGAUGUUUUGAUGGGCUAUCAAAUUGCAUUUGAUUUGUAUGAAUCGGCUACACAACAAUUUUUGGGACAAGUUUUGCAAGCAUUACGUUCAACCGCACCGAUUCCAUCAAAACUUUUAUCGACCUAUAAACCACAAGGUACAGAACCGGUUGAAGAGAAAAAAGAAUCAACAGAGGAGGAGGAGAAAAAAGAAGGUGAAACCACCGAAACAAAAGUAGAAGAGCCGGUUGCUGAACCCGAACGAGAUUUGGAGAGUUUGAGUGCAUCCGAAAAAACGCACCAAGAAAACAUCGAGAAACUUAUUCAAAUUUUGGCCGGAGAGAUUUCAAUCGAUUUACAGUUGCAGUUUUUGAUUCGCAGCAAUCAUGCCGAUUUGCAAAUUCUUCGUGCAACAAAAGAAGCCGUUCGAGUUUCAAUCUGUCAUACAGCAACUGUUAUUGCUAACGCAUUCAUGCACAGUGGCACAACAAGCGAUCAAUUUUUACGCGAUAAUUUGGAGUGGCUGGCUCGUGCUACAAAUUGGGCUAAACUGACUGCUACUGCAUCGUUGGGUGUCAUUCAUCGUGGACAUGAGAAUGAAUCGCUGGCACUUAUGCAGAGCUAUUUGCCAAAAGAGAGCGGACCAAGCAGUGGAUACAGUGAAGGUGGCGGUUUGUAUGCCCUUGGAUUGAUCCAUGCCAAUCAUGGUGCCAACAUUAUCGAGUAUUUGAUGGCUCAGUUAAAAGAAGCUCAAAAUGAGAAUGUUCGUCAUGGCGGUUGUCUUGGUUUGGGUCUUGCCGCCAUGGGCACUCAUCGUUCCGAUAUUUACGAACAAUUGAAAUUCAAUUUGUACCAAGAUGAUGCCGUUACUGGAGAAGCAGCCGGAAUUGCAAUGGGUUCGGUUAUGUUGGGUUCAAAGGCUGAAACCGCCAUCAGCGACAUGGUUUCGUAUGCACAAGAGACACAACACGAAAAAAUUUUACGCGGUUUGGCUGUCGGCAUUGCAUUCACUAUGUAUGCUCGUUUGGAAGAAGCCGAUGCGCUCGUGACGUCUUUAACCACCGAUAAGGACCCAGUUUUACGACGAUCUGGAAUGUAUACAUUGGCCAUGGCAUAUUGCGGAACUGGCAGCAACAAAGCCAUUCGAAAGCUUUUGCAUAUUGCUGUUUCGGAUGUAAACGAUGACGUGCGACGUGCUGCUGUGACAUCGAUCGGUUUCAUCUUAUUUAGAACACCGGAACAAUGUCCAUCUGUGGUAUCUUUGCUGGCUGAAUCUUACAAUCCGCACGUUCGUUAUGGUGCAGCCAUGGCAUUGGGAAUUGCUUGUGCUGGUACUGGAUUGCGUGAGGCAAUCGCAUUACUCGAGCCAAUGGUUAAAUUCGAUCCGGUUAACUUUGUUCGUCAAGGAGCAUUGAUUGCGUCGGCAAUGAUAUUGAUUCAACACACUGAUCAAACCAGCCCAAAAACGUCCUUCUUCCGUUCACUUUAUCACGAAGUAAUUACCAACAAACACGAAGACGUAAUGGCCAAAUUUGGUGCAAUUCUAGCACAAGGUAUUAUCGAUGCUGGCGGUCGUAAUGUAACCGUUAGCUUACAGUCACGAACUGGCCACACCAAUUUGCAAGCGGUUGUUGGAAUGUUAAUUUUCACACAAUACUGGUAUUGGUUCCCAUUGGCCCAUUGUUUGUCGCUUGCAUUCACACCAACUUGUGUGAUUGCCUUGAAUUCGGACCUUAAAAUGCCGAAAAUCGAAUUUAAAUCGGCAGCAAAACCAUCGUUGUACGCCUAUCCAGCACCGAUGGAAGAGAAAAAGGCCGAAGAACGUGAAAAGGUUGCAACGGCCGUUUUGUCGAUUGCAGCACGUCAAAAGCGCCGCGAAACCAUUGACAAGCGUGAAGAAGAAAAAAUGGACAUUGACGAAGAUGUUAAAGAGGUGAUUAAGGAAUCGAAAGCUGGCGACGGUUCAUCUAAAGAUGGUGAAAAAGCUGCGGCCAAUGACAAAGACGAAAAGAAAAAGAGCGUUAAGGCCAAGGAGGAAUCGGUUGCAUCACCGGCCAGCACCUCGACUGCUGAUGACACGAAAGAUAAGGAACCAGCACCAAAGACUGAACGCAAAGAACCGGAACCAAACUUUGAGAUUUUACAGAAUCCGGCUCGUGUAAUGCGUCAACAGUUGAAGGUGGUCAGCAUUGUUGACGGUCAAUCGUAUGUUCCAUUGAAGGAUGUGUCGAUUGGUGGCAUCAUUGUUACACAACGCAGCGCUAAACAAAAUGAUACCGAAGAGCUGGUCGAACCAAUUGCCGCCUGCGGCCCAAAGGGCGAUGAAGCUAAAGAGCCAGAGGCUCCAGAACCAUUCGAAUACAUUGAAGAUUAAAUGAAACUCGGAAAAUCAAUAGACAACAGUGUUUCUCUUAACUUUAAUCUACAUAUGCACAACAUAUUUUAAUGUGCUAUUCUUAAUUCUUAUCAAUUGUAUUACAACUUAAUGAAGAACACAAAUGAUACAUUGUAAUAGUAUGCAUAGCACGAAUACAUUGAAUAUUCCAAAAUAAAUUGAUGUUUGCAAAUUCAAAAUAAAUAAA
Contarinia nasturtii (swede midge) is the source of this 3432-nucleotide messenger RNA. It is a transcript of the gene Rpn2, whose product is annotated as 26S proteasome non-ATPase regulatory subunit 1. The transcript is spliced from 9 exons. Bases 141 to 3224 code for a protein of 1027 amino acids. Gene Ontology annotation, biological process: proteasome-mediated ubiquitin-dependent protein catabolic process; regulation of protein catabolic process. Gene Ontology annotation, molecular function: enzyme regulator activity. Gene Ontology annotation, cellular component: proteasome complex; proteasome storage granule; proteasome regulatory particle, base subcomplex. Lineage: Eukaryota; Metazoa; Arthropoda; Insecta; Diptera; Cecidomyiidae. The record is from RefSeq and is a predicted model, not a curated record.